CUAUAACUUAUAGCAUAUAUAGUAUUAAUGAUUGUAUUGUAUAUUAUGUUAGUGUUUGAGUCAAUGGUAGGAAUGGCAGUGAAUGUAUGCAAACAUAUAAAGUGAUAGUUAUGUGAAUUGACAUCAAUUUGAUGAUUGUUUUGGCCGUUAAUGUCAUUAAUGGUAUGCAAUCGAGAAAAUGCUUUCGACUUAAUGAUGGGUAUAUGGAUAAGAAGUCAUCUCAUCAUCACUUAGAGGACUCAAUGAGUAAAUAUUCGUCGAAAAGUUUCAAUAGUUUUCCCAUUUGUAACGACUCUUCGCAUGGAAAGCAUCGGAGGACAUACUCGCCAACCAAUGGCUCUAACAGUCGGUCCCGAAGUGUAUCUCCAGAUAAUUGGAGUCCAAAUCGCAGUGUUUACGGCAACAAAUCAUAUACGCGAAGUAAAGAUCGGGACAGAGAUAGAGAUCGCGAAAGAGACAAGUAUUAUGAAAACCGGAAGAAAAUUGUAAACUCGCGAACAUCAAGAAGUCGGUCACCGGUUGAGUCUAAACAUGAGUACAGUAAGAGUGUUAAUAACCAUUCAAGUCAUGACUUAAACAAUGAUCACAAAAGUAGUUCCAAUCGUAACAACAAUAAUAAUAGUAUAACUAGUUUUCGCGGUUGGAGAGAACAGAAGAGUUCUACCGGAAAAAUAUAUUAUUAUAACUCAAGAAGAAGUAUAUCCCAGUGGGAAAAACCACAGGAAUGGAUGGAAUAUGAGAGGAGACAUUCCUCCAAAUCUAGUAGACAUUCUCUACGUGACAGAAGUGAUAAAAACCAUAAAUCACAUUCAAAUGAAUUAUCCACUCAAAGAGAUAAAACUGAAAAAGACAGUUCCAGAAGUAAGUAUAGUGGAACUGCUGGAACUGAUAGUACCAGUAGUAACAGCAACUCGAGUAGUAGUAUUAGAUCUCAUUCACGACGUGAUGAUGAGUUUAGGCCAUCAUCUGAACGCAUCACAAGCAUUGACUCUAAACGCGUUCAAUUAAAUGAUACUAAAAAUAAUGUCUUGAAUUGUGUAAAGCGUGAACCACUUCACUCUCCAUAUGAAUCUUCAAAUACUGUUUUAAAUAAUAAUAAAACGAAUUCUAAUAAUCAAACAAAUGAUAUAAAUAGGACUCAAGGGAUCAGUUGCACCAAUAAUUACAAUAAUAACUCUGGAAGUGCUCAACAACUGUUAAAUCAAAUAUCUCAACCGUUAUCUCCGACACAAACACAAAAUCUACAGAAAUUAAUUUUAUCGAAUCCAAGUUUGGCUGAGUUGUCGCGUAAUAUCUCUGAAGAGGCUUUAAGAGCUAUUCAACAGGCCUUACAACUGACCGUUAAGGCCACUGACAGUAAGAGUCAAAACAGUCAAUUGUCGAGACAUAGGAACGAUAAAAGUUCGCCAAGAAAUGCAUCGACUGUUAGCCUCAAUAGUGAAUCACCCGUUUCGACAUCAGAGAGACAUUUAAGCCACCAUCACCAUCGACAUCAUCAUCAUAACCAACACCAUCACAAUCAACAUCACUCCCAUUAUAACCAACUUCAACACCAGAGUGCAGACGGUAUCCGACAAGAAUUGGAUCUUUUAAUAAGUCGAUCGCACAUUAAUAAGUCACCCAAUUCUGAAAAGAGUGCGAUAUCCUCGACCAGACACGACAGUCCACCUUCCAGUGUUACCAACAUUUCGACUGCUAUUAGUUCUGCAUCGCUUAAGCCAUCAGUGCCUUCAGUUCCCGCACUAACACCUUCUUUAGCCAACUAUUUCCGCGACGAUUUAGUAACUCAUGUGACCGGUUGGCAGGCGGAACACGCGGAGAAACAGGCAAAAAUGUAUUCAAUGCAAUCACAUGACAUCGGAAGUCUUCAGUGCACUCGAGUGUCUGCCGAACUCAAAAUGGCGCGCUCUCUGGUCAGACUCACCGAAAUACAGUCUACUCUUCAGGAACAGAGGAUAAUAUUUGCGAGACAACAGAUUAAGAAUGUGGAGGAAUGGAAGGGACAGAAUUCAUCCCAAACUUCAUAUCACUCCUAGUAUUUGCAAUUUGUUUUUUAUAUAUCAUAAUUAUAACUAGUGGUUAAUAAUUGCGAUCAAAUCAAUUAUAUAAUACUAUUGUAUAUUUAAAGAAAUUAUUUUAUGUUUACAUGAAAAUGUUUAAUAUUUUUUCGAUCGAAAAUUGUAUAUUUAAUUAAAAAAUAAGUAGCUUUUUAAUGAAACAACUGGUAGUCCC
Messenger RNA from Oppia nitens, 2232 nucleotides. RefSeq names its product WW domain-containing adapter protein with coiled-coil homolog (gene wcy). Gene Ontology annotation, cellular component: nucleus. Lineage: Eukaryota; Metazoa; Arthropoda; Arachnida; Sarcoptiformes; Oppiidae. Bases 132 to 2036 code for a protein of 634 amino acids. The record is from RefSeq and is a predicted model, not a curated record. Gene Ontology annotation, molecular function: chromatin binding; RNA polymerase II complex binding. Gene Ontology annotation, biological process: regulation of autophagy; positive regulation of TORC1 signaling. The transcript has 5 exons.